Messenger RNA from Aureobasidium namibiae CBS 147.97, 729 nucleotides. RefSeq lists its product as uncharacterized. Gene Ontology annotation, molecular function: N-acetyltransferase activity. Bases 1 to 729 code for a protein of 242 amino acids. The record is from RefSeq and is a predicted model, not a curated record. Gene Ontology annotation, biological process: protein acetylation. The transcript has 3 exons. NCBI's taxonomy places the organism in Eukaryota, Fungi, Ascomycota, Dothideomycetes, Dothideales, Saccotheciaceae.
AUGUUGCUUAACGAGCAUAUUGCAUUGGUAACCCCUCAGAUUUUGCUGUGUCCAUACAGCGAACAUCAUGUACCCACAUAUCACGAAUGGAUGAAGGACGAGGAACUCCAAGAACUCACAGCCUCCGAACCUCUGAGUCUACCCGAGGAAUACGCCAUGCAACAAUCCUGGCGCCAGGACCACGACAAACUAACCUUCAUCGCCUGUCUACCCCCCUCUCCCAUCCCUACAACCAUCGUACCAAAAGAAAACGACACACCCUCUGCCAUGCUGGGAGACAUAAACUUAUUCCUCUUCGACGACGAUGACGACGACGAAGACCGAACCAACAACAAGCACAAAACCAACGCCUCCAACACCAUCGUCGGCGAAAUCGAACUAAUGAUAGCCCUAAAAUCCCACCAUCGCAAAGGACACGGACGCGCAGCACUCCUCGCUUUCCUGCAUUACAUUCUCACAAACACUGCUGCCAUACUCGACGAAUACGCAAAAGCCAAGACAGCGGCACAUCUGCGUUACCUGCGUGUCAAAAUCAACAAGGAGAAUGUCAAGAGUGUUAAUUUGUUCGAGAGUGUCGGGUUCGUGAAGACAAGUGCAGAAGCUAAUUAUUUUGGUGAGGUGGAGUUGAGGUUGCAAGUUCUGGGGGAUGGGAAUGUGUUGGGUGGGUUGGAGGAGGUCAGAGGGUGGUGUGGAGGUCCGUUGGUUUUGGAGUAUAGAGGGGAGGUGUAG